AUGCCGCUCGACAGAUUUCAAGAAAGCAGCCCUGUGUCUGUUAGCAAUCGAGGCGGCAGGAUCGACACAAGCACAGACCAGGCUGUUACAAAGCGCGAAGCUGCCGAAGAAGGUGACUCUUUUCCUGCCGCCGCAGCACCAGUGCGCAACGUUCGUUCGAGGACCACUGAUGGGCUGUUCAAUCCAGCUCAAGCCGCCCGGCCCGCUCAUUCGAUUCACGUCACGACGUCGACGGCUACUCCGACGCUCAAUAGUGUGUCUGCAGAGACCGCACCUGCAGACGAGGAUGGAUCGAUACAGCCUGACGCACUUCCUGUUGCGCCGUACGCCGUCGGCGGAUUCGCAAGUCCUCCCGCCGUCAUGCUUCAACUCAGCGCCGCUCACAAACAUAUUGCUCUGGAAUCUCGCCGGUACCAGGCACCCAGUUGUCCACUGAAGUUCACCAGAGUGGUCGACCUCUUGCGUAGCCACGGCUCGGAUUUUCGAGUCAAUGUGCGCGGCUACUUCAGCUUUUUUCCGGCUUCAGACCUUGGAGCGAUCACCAACGGCAAGAUCUGGAAGUUGAUGCUGUAUGCUGUGCCCGAGUCCGGAGAGGGCAAAGCUCCCGGUAUUCCGCUCUUGAUGUCUGUACCCGACAACGUGCCACUCAGCACACUCUUUCCCGACCUGGCAUUGGACCGACCGCCCGAAGUGGUGCAACUCGAUGUCGUGAUUCUCAAUGCCGUGCUGAUAGGCUGGCACGGCCGCAGCGACAGGUGGCUCAUUGUCGAUAGUCAGACAUCGAUCUUUUCCAACCCAUCUGUGUUAUGGCGUCGGGGCACAUAG
Messenger RNA from Kalmanozyma brasiliensis GHG001, 825 nucleotides. RefSeq lists its product as uncharacterized. The transcript has a single exon. NCBI's taxonomy places the organism in Eukaryota, Fungi, Basidiomycota, Ustilaginomycetes, Ustilaginales. The record is from RefSeq and is a predicted model, not a curated record. Bases 1 to 825 code for a protein of 274 amino acids.